Molecule: messenger RNA, 871 nt
Organism: Acanthochromis polyacanthus (spiny chromis)
Lineage: Eukaryota; Metazoa; Chordata; Actinopteri; Pomacentridae
Gene: tmem230b
Product: transmembrane protein 230b
Exons: 3
Coding region: 255-614 (119 amino acids)
Biological process (GO): synaptic vesicle transport
Cellular component (GO): synaptic vesicle; endomembrane system
Source: RefSeq, a predicted model, not a curated record
GUUGCGUAUCAACAACACGGAAGCUCCUUACAUGCAAAAGGUCCAAAACAGACAACACCCUGCUGUUAAGUCGUCUCAAAACGCGUUUAAAGUACUUGUAGCCGCCUUACGUUAGUUUAAGUAUAAUAUUUUGCUUUAUUUCGGUACUGACAGCUUGUGAGCGAUGAUGGUUAUGCUUCUGUAGCUGAGCUGCUUCUGUCGCAUUGAAAACACUGAAAACAACGUGUUAGCAAACUAACUAGCAGCCCAGGAAGAUGCCUGCUCGCAGUGUUGUGUCCCAGGGGAUUUCUAACAGCAAAGUUAGGUACUCCAGGUUAGCCACUGAUGAUGACGGAUACAUUGAUUUACAGUUCAAAAGGAGCCCACCCAAAGUCCCAUACAAAGCCAUCGCUCUCGCCACUGUCCUCUUUUUAAUCGGCUCUCUGUUGAUCAUCAUCGGAGCCCUUCUCCUGGCCGGUUACUUUGGCGUCAAACACACAGACCGAACUGUGCCGGUCCUCAUCAUCGGGAUCCUCGUCUUCCUGCCUGGAAUUUACCACCUACGGAUAGCUUACUAUGCAUCAAAGGGCUACCCAGGGUACUCCUAUGAUGAUAUCCCAGACUUUGAUGACUGAGCUACAGUGCAGCGUCAGCCUCAGUCCUGCUGUGCUAACAUGAAAUCAUACACUGUGUUGCUUGUGCUGAAUUUAAAGUAGUGACACCUUUAAAGAAAAGGAUGUCUCAUCAUUCCUCUUAAUUAUAGCGUUUGUCUGGAGGAUUUUUAUGCCUCCGUAGCAAUCCUAAGCUGCUCUUCUGAAGCCAGAUCAGUAUAUUGUUUAAUUUGUACAUUUGUUUUGAUAGCUUGAUGAGUAAUAAACCAAUAUUUCCUUUU